AAAGAGCUAGUACACGUCAGUUCCAGUCAGGCUGUACGGCAAAUCCGGGACGCUGUGUUGUGUCUCGCAAAAAGAAUGGAGGGCGGAGAGAUAUAUAGGGACAACCAACCCGAAACUGACCCCAGUACGGUCACAAACCCGUACACGAAGACGAAACACCAGCUGGAACCUUCCCACCGGCCCAAAGGAAAGUGCGAUCCGGACAUCGAAGAAGGAUUAUUGUACUCGUACAGCAGGAACGGGAGCCGAAAUAGCGUUUUCUUUGGAAAUGGAAAUGGGGUUGAUCCUGUUCCGUCCCGGAAUCUUGGACCCAUUCCGGCCGCUCCGGUUUCCGUGUCUGUAGAAAAACCAGAACCAAACGAUACAGAUGCCACAAGCAUUCACGGCUGCAACAACUUUGAUAACGGCAUACAAGCAUGCACGGCAUCAACCAUCAUCAACGGCAGCAACAGCAACAGCAACAACGACACGAUAUCCUUUCGAGAGAUCCUUCCGAGGGACCGCACCCGGAUCCAAGAAUUGUUCGAGGAAUGGUUUCCGGUCGAUUACAAGGACGAGUUCUACGACGAUCUCUGCCAGAACCAGUCCAUGGGCUCGCAGCGGUUGUACACGCUGGUGGCAACCAUCACCACGACAGCAGCAAGAGCCCCUUUGUCUCCCGCCCCCGAGCCGCAGCGGGAACGGCUGAUCGCCUGCCUGCUGGGCUGCAAGCUCACCGCCAGCAAGCUCAACCGAACGAGCCGGAGGCUGCUCAUCCCGGGGUACGAGUCGCGAAAGACGGACCGCCCGGCUGGCCGCGGCGCGGGGGGCGACACAGAUCCCGCAAGCGACGACGAAAACGAAAACGAGUACCACUGCGACGGCGAGGAGGACCGCAGGUUUCUGGAUCGGACCGAGGUCUUCUACAUCAUGACGCUCGGUGUCGUCGGCGAAUACCGCAAGCGGGGCCUGGCCUCGUAUCUGGUGGAACGUGCCCUGGAAGACCAGAUCGGUGCCGCCGCCGCCACGGAACACAGCGACGGGAAGCAGCCCGACGGAACCGCGCUUUCCAAUGGCACCAAGGGCACCGAUCCGACCGAAGCAACGCGGCCCCCCUGCGAGACGGCCUACCUGCACGUCAUCGUCGACAACGAAGCCGCCAUCAAGUUCUACGAGAAACUCGGCUUUGUCCGGCUCCGGGAGAUCGCCGGAUACUACACCAUCCGGGACGAGAAGCACGCUUCCUUUCUGUACGCCAAGUUCUUCGACCGCGCCAGCCUCGAGAAACGCAGGGCCCGGCGCGCCCGGGCCGCGUGGAAGCGGUGGGUCCUGGCGGUCCCGGGCCGGCUGCUGGAGGCCCUCGCGGUGGGCCCCUGGCUGUGGUCGAUCUGGUCGUCCGUUCUGGUCCGGCACGGCCCGCCGCACGAGGGCCGCCAGGGCGGCGGUGGGGGGGGAAUGAAGCACGAUUGACGGGGACCGUGUGUGCGGGCGCUGGUGCGGCAAGCGAGGCGGAGGGAGGGGACUGCGGCAUCGGAACCGAUCGACCGGCAGGCACCGCAACUCGCAACGCAACAACUCGGGGGGAAACACGUUUUGGCACAUCGGUCUCGAUUGCGAGCAUAUGUAGUGU
Pseudo-nitzschia multistriata is the source of this 1609-nucleotide messenger RNA. Lineage: Eukaryota; Bacillariophyta; Bacillariophyceae; Bacillariales; Bacillariaceae. The record is from the annotation of a GenBank genome assembly.